AUGGCCGCCGUACGCUUAGGGACAGCGACAUCAGCGCUUCGCCAAAGCAGAGUCGUGCCGCAGACGCGGAUCAGUGCUCUCAAUAAUAAUGGCGUGAGAUCGCUGACUUCGGGCACAUACCGCGUGCCGAAGCCUUUCAACGAACAUAAUCUUCAUUUCGCCCCCUCUUCGCCCGAACGACAGAAGCUGUCUGCAGCGCUCGAAGAACUACGGGCGAAGCUGCCUCUCCAAGUGCCGGCACUGGGAGGACCAGAUGCAUCAAUUACCUCUUCCCAAAGCCUCACACGCAUGGCAAUGCCGUCAGAGCACAACACAACCUUCCAAGAAUACGCCUCGGCAACGCCCGCGGAGGUCAAGCAGGCUAUCGACCGAGCACUGGAGGCGAAGAAGACAUGGCAGGCAAUGCCCUUCCCCGAUCGAGCUUCGAUCUUCCUGCGUGCCGCCGAGCUGGUCUCCGGCCAGUAUCGAUUCCAGCUGCUCGCUGCUGCUAUGUUGGGUCAAGGCAAGAAUGCGUGGCAAGCAGAAAUCGAUGCCGCUGCCGAGCUCUGUGAUUUCUUCCGAUACAACGUCGGCUUCGCUCAAGAGAUCUACGACAAACAACCGACUGUCAACUCACCAGGACAUCACGGACGCACAGACUGGAGACCUCUCGAAGGAUUCGUCUACGCCGUGUCUCCAUUCAACUUUGCUGCAAUCGGUGGCAACUUGGUUUCCGCUCCCGCACUCCUCGGAAAUGUCGUGGUGUGGAAGCCGGCGCCAAUGACGGCCCACAUCAGCCAUCUGAUUCACAACAUCUUGCUCGAGGCUGGUCUGCCCGAAGGCGUUGUCCAGCUCGUGAACGGUGAUGCUGAGCAGAUCACCAACACCGUCUUCGACCACCCUGCAUUCUCCGCGCUCACUUUCAUCGGCUCUUCCGACGUCUUCCGCAAGCUCAACGUGCAGGCUGCACAGGGCCUUGCCGAGAACAAAUACCGCGACUUCCCACGCAUGGCAGGAGAGACUUCUGGCAAGAACUUCCACCUGCUUCACCCCUCCGCCGAUGUCGAAGAAGCCGCCAAGCACACCGUCCGCGCCUCGUUCGAAUACGCAGGCCAGAAAUGCUCCGCCUGCUCUCGAAUUUACGUCCCGCAAAGCCGCGCCGACGAGUUCUUCGGCUACAUGAAGAAAGAGCUUGCAAGAGUCAAAGUCGGUCCUCCAGAGGACUACCAAUCUUUCACCGGACCGGUGAUUGACCAGAAAGCGUUCAAUCGCAUUGUGCGCGCCAUCGACCAGGCGAAUGAAGACCAUACCCUCGAGCGUGUCAUCGGCGGCACGUACGACGGCAGCGUUGGCUACUACAUCGACCCGACCAUCUACAUUUCCAAACACAAAGACCACCGGCUCUUCAACCAGGAACUCUUCGGACCCGUCUUAACCGCAUACAUAUACCCCGACCACGACUUCGAAUCCACUCUCGACCUCAUCGACAACCACGGCGGCGGCUUCGCGCUGACCGGUAACAUCUUCUCGAACAACCAACACGCCAUCCGUCUCGCCGAAGACAAGCUCCGCUACUCGGCCGGAAAUUUCUACAUCAAUUGCAAAAUCACCGCCGCGGUGAUUGGUCAACAGUCUUUCGGUGGUGCUCGCGCCAGUGGGACUUGUGAUAAGGCUGGGAGCUCGAAUUUGCUGAUGCGUUUCACGGCGCCGCGGACGUUGAAGGAGGAGUUUAAUAAGCUUGAGGAGGUUUUGUAUCCUAGUAAUAUGUAAUUUGGGAUUGUGAUAGCCGAUGCAUUGGGUUGGUGUUGGUAGAUGGAUUGAAAUGGAUGAGGUUUGAUUGUCG
Pseudocercospora fijiensis CIRAD86 is the source of this 1822-nucleotide messenger RNA. RefSeq lists its product as uncharacterized. Gene Ontology annotation, cellular component: mitochondrial matrix. The record is from RefSeq and is a predicted model, not a curated record. Lineage: Eukaryota; Fungi; Ascomycota; Dothideomycetes; Mycosphaerellales; Mycosphaerellaceae. The transcript is spliced from 2 exons. Bases 1 to 1749 code for a protein of 582 amino acids. Gene Ontology annotation, molecular function: L-glutamate gamma-semialdehyde dehydrogenase (NAD+) activity.